AUGGGGAUCAGGACGGGGGCGAAGCUUCCCCUGGCGCUCCUCAUCUCGUGCCUCGCCGUCCUGUCGCUGCUCCUGCCAUGCACAGCGCGCCACGUUCGCGAAACGGCCACCAUCGACGGCAGCCGGAGCCAGCACCUCAACCUGCGCGGAUCACUGCUGCGCGGCCCGGAGAGCGUCGCCUUCGACGGCACCGGCGCCGGGCCGUACAGCGGCGUCUCCGACGGCCGCGUGUUGAAGUGGAACGGGCAGGCGCGCGGCUGGUCGACCUACGCGUACAGCCCGGGUUACAGCGCCAAGGCCUGCACCGCGUCCAGGAUUCGGCCGGCGGAACUCACCGAGAGCAAGUGCGGCCGUCCGUUGGGCCUGCGGUUCCACUACGACUCCGGCAACCUUUACAUCGCUGACGCAUACAAGGGGCUGAUGCGUGUUGGCCCGGGCGGCGGCGAGGCAACGGUGCUGGCCACGAAGGCCGACGGCGUGCCGCUCCGCUUCACCAACGGCGUCGACGUCGAUCAAGUCACCGGAGAAGUAUUCUUUACGGACAGCAGCAUGAAGUACCCGCGAUCGCAGCACGAGAGGGUCACUGCCACCGGUGACUCGACGGGCCGCCUCAUGAAGUACGAUCCGAAAACGAACCGUGUCACCGUUUUGCAAUCCGGUAUCACCUAUCCUAAUGGCCUCGCCAUUAGCGCCGAUCGGACACACCUUGUCGUCGCACUUACUGGACCAUGCAAGUUGAUGAGGCAUUGGAUCAAGGGUCCCAAGGCAGGCACCUCAGAGCCGUUAGCCGAUCUACCGGGGUAUCCUGAUAAUGUGAGGGCCGAUGGCAAAGGCGGGUUUUGGGUGGCACUACAUCGCGAGAAGAUGGAAGUGCCGUUUGGACCGGACAGUCACUUGCUUGCUGUGAGGAUCAAUAGCGGCGGACAGGUGAUCCAGGUGAUGAGAGGAUCCAAGAAUGUGAGGCCAACGGAGGUGGUGGAAAGAGAUGGUGGCAAACUUUACAUGGGUUCCGUGGAAUUACCGUAUGUCGUCGUAGUUAGUGUGUAG
This is a messenger RNA of Panicum hallii, 1047 nucleotides long. RefSeq names its product protein STRICTOSIDINE SYNTHASE-LIKE 10-like. The transcript has a single exon. Gene Ontology annotation, biological process: biosynthetic process. The record is from RefSeq and is a predicted model, not a curated record. Bases 1 to 1047 code for a protein of 348 amino acids. NCBI's taxonomy places the organism in Eukaryota, Viridiplantae, Streptophyta, Magnoliopsida, Poales, Poaceae. Gene Ontology annotation, molecular function: strictosidine synthase activity.